AUGGCCACCUUCAGGGAAGCAAGAAAGGCUCUUUUGCUUGCAAAUGCCUUGGAUUUCAUCGCCGAUGAAGAAAUGCUGUUACUCUACGACGUUAACACUUCAAAGAAUCUUGACAUUCCUUACUGGAAGUACGAAAAAUUCAAUCUGGACUCUCUUUCCGACGACGAAUGCAAAAGCGAAUUCCGUUUCUUAAAACAUGAUAUCUACAAUCUGCUCGACGUUCUGGAUCUUCCUGACAAAAUUACCUGCCCAAAUCGUUUUUAUGUUUACAGUGAUGAAGCGCUAUGUUUGCUUCUGCGUCGUUUUGCCUUUCCAUGCAGGUACGAAGACCUUGUUCCCCGAUUUGGAAGGCCUGUACCGCAAUUAUGUAUGGUGGUGUCUGAGAUGAUGGAUAUUCUUUAUGCCCGCUUCGGACAGUUGUUUUCUGGUAUUAAUCAGCCAUGGCUAUCACAAGCAAAUCUAGUUGAUUUUGCAGAAGCUAUCUACAAUAAAGGAGCCGCCCUUGACAACUGUUGGGGAUUUAUAGACGGAACUGUACGACCAGUUGCUAGGCCUGGCGAAAACCAAAGAGUAUCGUACAAUGGCCACAAGAGAGUGCAUGCGAUAAAGUUUCAAAGUGUAGUUGCACCAAAUGGUCUGAUCGUAAACCUUUUUGGACCUGUGGAAGGAUGCAGACACGACAGCGGAAUGUUAGCCAUGUCUGGUUUGUUGCCAAUGUUAGAAGCUCACUGUAUAUCUCCAACAGGCCAACCGUUAUGUUUAUAUGGUGACCCUGCAUACCCCUUGAGGGUCCACCUGCAGGGUCCAUUUAAGGGUGCUGCCCUAACAGCACCACAGCAACUGUUUAACAAAUCGAUGAGUAAAGUAAGAACAGCAGUAGAGUGGGUUUUUGGUGACAUUUUAGAGUACUUUUCGUUUUUAGAUUUUAAAAGAAAUCUUAAGGUUGGACUCAGUGCAGUAGGAAAAAUGUAUAUCAUUUGUGCCCUGUUGAGAAAUGCCCACUCAUGUACAUAUGGGUCGACAACUUCUUCUUUCUUUGGUGUUGAACCGCCUCCAUUAGACCAGUACUUUAUUUAA
Pocillopora meandrina is the source of this 1077-nucleotide messenger RNA. NCBI's taxonomy places the organism in Eukaryota, Metazoa, Cnidaria, Anthozoa, Scleractinia, Pocilloporidae. The record is from the annotation of a GenBank genome assembly.